AUGACAGUCACAGUGGUAUAUGAUAACUCUGAGGCAACAGAGCUCUGUGCGGCUCAGCACCUCUACCUCAAGCCCAUAGCAAAAUUGAUGAUCAGUGUAUUGCUCCCAGAAAGUAUGGAUCCUGUGAGGCCCUUCUCUAACUGGGAAGUUCUUGACCAGCUAAAGAGCCUCAUUUGCCCUGACCAGUUCACCACAGUUCGGCUCUCCAAGAGUACAAAAGACUUUAUCCGAUUUGAGGGUGAGGCUGAAACCAGAAGUUUGGUUCAAAUCUUAAAGGCAAAGUUACAUGGAAAGAUCAUCAAGCUAAAUGGUUUGAAAACAGACUUAAAAGUAGUGGCUACAGAUGCUUUGGGAGAGUGGGAACACUUCCCCAGGGAAAAAGAAGCUUCACUGAGUGAUGGGGCUGAAGAGCAGGACCACGAUAAGAGCCCAGAUUCCAUAUAUUUUGAAGGCUUGCCCUGUAAAUGGUUUGCACCAAAAGGUUCCAGUGGGGAGAAGCCAUGUGAAGAGAUUGUUCGGGUAGUCUUUGAAAGUUUCGGGAAGAUCAAGAAUGUGGAUAUCCCUAUGCUUGACCCCUACAGAGAAGUGAUGACUGGUGGGAGCUUUGGGGGGUUUAGCUUUGGCUUGCAGACAUUUGAGGCCUUUAUACAGUACCAGGAGUCAACGGACUUUAUUAAAGCCAUGGAGUCCCUUCGAGGGAUGAAGCUGAUGCUUAAAGGUGAUGAUGGGAAAGCUCUGGCAUGUAACAUUAAGGUUAUGUUUGACACAACCAAACACUUCAGUGAAGGAGCUGUAAAGAGGAGAAAUCAGGAAAGGCUAAAAUUACAAGAACUGGAGGAAGAAAGGAAAAAAGAAAAGAGAAGAGAAGAGGAAGUGGCUGAAAGAAAAAGAAAAGAUGAGGAGAGGAGAGCCCACGAAAAGAGGAAGAAGGCCAGGACCAGGAGGCGAGCCCUGAAGGAGAGGGACAGCCACAGGUCAAGGAAGCAGAAAGUGAAGGCCAAAGCUGAGGCACCUGAGGAGCCAGACUCUUCAGAAGAAUGGCAGGAGAGGAAGCACAUGCUGGCUCAGAGGAGAGUUGAGGCCCUUCGAUUGCUACGGGUACUCCUGAGGAAAAUCUCGGGAUCUACACAAUUUAACCCACAGGAGGUUGACAUUACAGGACCCGAAGCUAUUUAUACUCUAGGGAACACAUUGGAAAUUCUGGAGGAAGAAGAAUUCAACACUCAGCAUCUUCCAAAUCAAGAAGAAAUGCCAAAAUACCAGGUUGCCAAGUCAGAUAAUAAACAAACACAAAAAAUAAAGAAACGAAAUAGGGUUCGCUUACAUCAAUUUUCUCACUGCCUUCGGGGAAAAAAGUUAAGAUACUCAAUUAGAAAAGAGAGGACUGCAAAAUUAUUAACUGAUGGAUACAGACUGGUCUCUGGCCAGAAUUCCUUGAAAACUACAAUGAUCCAAGGUCAGUCUCUUGAAAAAGAAGACCACCACAGUUCUAAUAAAUCCUAUUCUUCAAGAUUCUCUGAGAGAGACCAUGGCAGGAAAGAGAAGAUCUAUGAAACAGAUGAAUUUAUUAACUAUAUAUUAAACUAUUAUCAGACUCCAAAAUAUGCCCGUAUCUGUCUACAACCAAGUCACACAACAAGCACAUAUCAGUGGCACAGGGACGUUCAUGCUAAGGGAAAUGGAUUUGAGAUCAAUUUGAGAAAACGUAUGCCUGACUCAAUCAUUUGGAGUCAAAUCGAAAACAUGGAAAGGAGAGAACAGGUUCAGGAAGAUGAUUACUGCUCAAAGGUAUGUACUCAGGAUCCUCAGGAUAAACCACAAAAUGGGGGGAAAGUAGAUUAUACCAAAGAGUGCUCUAAGAGAUUUAAAAAUGAUUGCAAGGAUACAGCCAGUGAGACUGGUGAUCAGCUGUCCCCAACUGAUGGUAAAAGCCAUCUCUUAGAAAAGACUCACACUGACCAGGUCCAAGAUUCCAAAUCCCAAAGGAAAAGUCAAGAUUCUUCCCCCUCCAGCUCAGUAGGCUUAGAUGUGCAUUUGACAGAUUUCUUAGAGGAAAUUAGUAGUGAUUCUGAAUGCUUCAGUGAAACUCUUAGCAUAAACGAACAGGAGAAACAGAAAUCUGUGACCACAUAUCAUGGUUCUCCUGAAAAAGGAACUCUUGAUGCAGAUGAAAUCAUUACCUGUGAAAAAAAAACUAGGUCAAGUCAGCAGACUUCAUAUUCAGAGUGGAAACGUGAUGGUGAGGAAAAAUACUCCAAAUACAAGCUUAAGACACCAGGCAAGAGGUCUAGGAAUGAACCGAGAUGUUCAUGGCUUAAGGAUGAAAGCAAUUCCGUUAAUGAUGAGAAGAAUAGCAGCAAAAAGAGGAGAAAAAUGGCCCCCAACUACUUGUUUGAUGAAGGCUACUACCACGAAUCCAGUUCCAGUGAUCAAUUAGAGGACAUCACAAAGAAGAGGAGGGUUAGUAGGGGUGCACUGGACCAGAAUUUGAACUAUAGAACCUCUCAUGUGCCAAUAACAUCAAAAAGUGCUAAUGCUUUCUAUUUGGGAUAUUUUCCCAAAAGAAGAAUGAGUCCUUGGAAGGCAGACUAUAACCAGGAUGCAAGAAGGCUUAAAAGACAUGAGAAUUCUAAAGAUCUCAUUUUCAGUUCUGAUAAUCAUCAUGUUAGACAUAAUAGUCAGGAGCACAUUGACUAUGGAAGCUAUUUAGCAAACAACUACACUAGUUCUUUAUAUUUUCAAAUGUUCUGA
Messenger RNA from Urocitellus parryii (Arctic ground squirrel), 2751 nucleotides. RefSeq names its product A-kinase anchor protein 17B. NCBI's taxonomy places the organism in Eukaryota, Metazoa, Chordata, Mammalia, Rodentia, Sciuridae. The record is from RefSeq and is a predicted model, not a curated record. Gene Ontology annotation, molecular function: RNA binding.